Molecule: messenger RNA, 1020 nt
Organism: Biomphalaria glabrata
Lineage: Eukaryota; Metazoa; Mollusca; Gastropoda; Planorbidae
Product: keratin-associated protein 16-1-like
Exons: 3
Coding region: 1-1020 (339 amino acids)
Source: RefSeq, a predicted model, not a curated record
AUGGUAAACCUUGGUUUGGCAUAUGAGCAUCACAACAACCGGAGGCCGAAUGAAUGUUUUGAUGUGAGGCUGUGCAAGUGUCUAUGUGAGGAUGUGAGGCUGUGCAAGUGUCUAUGUGAGGAUGUGAGGCUGUGCAAGUGUCUAUGUGAGGAUGUGAGGAUGUGCAAGUGUCUAUGUGAGGAUGUGAGAUGUGAGGCUGUGCAAGUGUGCAAGUGUCUAUGUGAGGAUGUGAGUCUGUGCAAGUGUCUAUGUGAGGAUGUGAGUCUGUGCAAGUGUCUAUGUGAGGAUGUGAGGCUAUGCAAGUGUCUAUGUGAGAAUGUGAGUCUGUGCAAGCGUCUAUGUGAGGAUGUAAGUCUGUGCAAGUGUCUAUGUGAGGAUGUGAGUCUGUGCAAGUGUCUAUGUGAGGAUGUGAGUCUGUGCAAGUGUCUAUGUGAGGAUGUGAGUCUGUGCAAGUGUCUAUGUGAGGAUGUAAGUCUGUGCAAGUGUCUAUGUGAGGAUGUGUGUCUGUGCAAGUGUCUAUGUGAGGAUGUAAGUCUGUGCAAGUGUCUAUGUGAAGAUGUGAGGCUGUGCAAGUGUCUAUGUGAGGAUGUGAGUCUGUGCAAGUGUCUAUGUGAGAAUGUGAGUCUGUGCAAGUGUCUAUGUGAGGAUGUAAGUCUGUGCAAGUGUCUAUGUGAGUAUGUGAGUCUGUGCAAGUGUCUAUGUGAAGAUGUGAGGCUGUGCAAGUGUCUAUGUGUGGAUGUGAGGCUGUGCAAGUGUCUAUGUGAGGAUGUGAGGCUGUGCAAGUGUCUAUGUGAGGAUGUGAGUCUGUGCAAGUGUCUAUGUGAGGAUGUGAGUCUGUGCAAGUGUCUAUGUGAGGAUGUGAGUCUGUGCAAGUGUCUAUGUGAGGAUGUAAGUCUGUGCAAGUGUCUAUGUGAGGAUGUGAGUCUGUGCAAGUGUCUAUGUGAGGAUGUAAGUCUGUGCAAGUGUCUAUGUGAAGAUGUGAGGCUGUGCAAGUGUGCAAGUGUCUAUGUGAGGAUGUGA